Panthera uncia (snow leopard) is the source of this 2615-nucleotide messenger RNA. RefSeq names its product Myb/SANT DNA binding domain containing 2 (gene MSANTD2). Bases 1 to 1932 code for a protein of 643 amino acids. The record is from RefSeq and is a predicted model, not a curated record. The transcript is spliced from 4 exons. Lineage: Eukaryota; Metazoa; Chordata; Mammalia; Carnivora; Felidae.
AUGCCCCCACCCUUCUCGUCAGCUCGGGGCUUCGGCGCGCCUCAUCCCCGCCCCUCACCCCGGGAGAGGAGCGGGCGGCGCGGUACGGCCCGCGGAGAGAGGCCGGGGGAAGCGGACGGCCUCCGUUCGGCAGCAGGGGCCCGUAGCCGUCCGCCCUCGGGCGAGCCAGGCCCGAGGGCAGCCCCGGAGACCGCGGCGGCCGGAUGCGCGGGCGCGUCACUUCCGGGCGGUGCAGCGGCGGCCGCUUGGAAGAUGGCUGCGCCCUGUGGCUCGGAGCUGCCCGCCAACUCGCCGCUAAAAAUCCCGAAGAUGGAGGUGCUCUCCCCGGCUUCUCCUGGUGGCCUGAGCGACGGAAAUCCAUCGCUGUCCGACCCUUCCACGCCUCGGGGUGCCUCCCCGCUCGGGCCGGGCAGUGCGACGGGCUCGGGGGCAGCGGCGUCUGGGGGUCUCGGGCUGGGGCUGGGGGGCCGCAGCGCCGCCUCGUCCUCGGUCUCCUUCUCCCCUGGUGGCGGCGGUGGCGGGGCUGCGGCAGCCGCCGCCGCCGCCUGCCGGGGCAUGUCGUGGACGCCGGCCGAGACGAACGCGCUCAUCGCAGUAUGGGGCAACGAGCGGCUGGUGGAGGCGCGGUACCAGCAGCUGGAGGGAGCCGGCACGGUGUUCGGCAGCAAGGCCCCUGGGCCAGCCAUGUACGAGCGCGUGUCCCGGGCCCUGGCCGAGCUGGGCUACGAGCGGACCCCUUCCCAGUGCCGGGAGCGCAUCAAGACCCUUCGCAGGUGUUACAGUCGGGUGAAAGAACAUGGUGUUGGGAAAAGAAAGAGCAGUUACACAUUUGAACAGUUGGAACAGGUGUUUGGUCAGGGAGGAUGGGAUGCUCAGCCCUGCCAGCCUGUACUUAUUAACAGUAGUGGCUUGUACCAGGAGCUGGAGUCAGAUGGCAGCACUAUGGAGGAGUAUUCACAGGAGGACUGGGGAAACCACAGUCAGGAUCUCCAUGGCUAUCCAACAGAUCAGGAAUUGGAUGAAAUACCUGUCACAAAGAGAACAUUAAAAAUAAAACAAGAGUCUUCUGAAGAAGCACAGAAGAGAGACAUCAUGCAAAAUAUCGUACAGAUUUUGGAAUCAGUACAAUUGAAAUGGGAACUGUUUCAGAGCUGGACAGACUUUUCAAGGCUUCAUCUUUCUAAUAAACUGGCCAUUUUUGGAAUUGGUUAUAACACCCGUUGGAAAGAGGAUAUCCGUUACCAUUAUGCUGAGAUCAGCUCCCAGGUGCCCCUGGGCAAGCGACUCCGGGAGUACUUCAACUCCGAGAAGCCCGAGGGACGGAUCAUUAUGACCCGCGUGCAGAAAAUGAACUGGAAAAAUGUUUACUACAAAUUUUUAGAGAUCACGAUUAGUGAAGCUCGGUGCCUGGAGCUGCACAUGGAAAUUGACUGGAUACCCAUUGCCCAUUCCAAACCAACCGGUGGGAACGUUGUUCAAUAUUUAUUACCAGGAGGCAUUCCCAAAAGUCCAGGCCUUUAUGCCAUUGGUUAUGAAGAAUGUAUUGAGAGGCCCCCCUCACCCCACAUGGAGCGACGUUCCCUAGACCCAGGAAAGGAGGGCCGGGUUGACUUGGAGACCCUGUCAGCACAAGCCUCAUUACAGGUGGAAAUCGAACCCACCCGAAUAAUCUAUUGCUACCUCGGGAUUGCUGAGGUCAGGACUCUCCAGCAAUGCUUAUUUUUACAUUUCCAAGCAAAUACCAAAACCUUCAGCAAAGAUUGGGUUGGUAUUAAUGGGUUUUUGUCUCAGAACUGUAUUGUGGAUCCUGGAGUUUCCCCCAAAUCCAUCUAUAUCAAAUUUGUCGAAGUAGAGAGGGAUUUUCUUUCCGCUGGCUCUUUAGUUGAGUGCCUGGAAAAAGCCAUUGGAUACCCCUUAAAAUUUAACAACUGAAUGUCAUCCUUCAUAAGGAUUUGGGCUCUUACCUCCCUCUUCUCUACUCACUUUCCAUUACUCAGACUGCCCCUCAUCCAGAUGCUGCCAUCAGACUCUUCAUGGGAAUUCUUUCCACAAUUGGGCCAGUACAACUUCUACAGAAUCAUAUUAGACUUUGGGCAGAAAAAACUGACCUCACCUGAAAAUGCUCAUUUUGAGCAAGCAAGAUAUACAGCGAACUUGCAUGGUGGGUCAACUGUUUCUUUUUUAAAAACAAAAAACAAUUUUUAAAUGGAUUUUAGAGCCCUAAUAUAAACAAAUGUAGGUACAUUCCAUAUUGGACAAAACUUAUACUUUGAGUUUCAUAUGAAAUUGAAAAAUUGUAUUUUUUUCACAAUGUUUCAUUUUUACACAUCUCUAUGUCUCUAUAUAAGUGUUAUUUACAACCCUGAAUAAAUAAGCAAUAGAUAAUGGCAAGUUAAAUCUUGAGUCACCGUAAAUAAGACUGUUUUUCAAUAUCACCCUUAGCUAUAUUGUAUAUAAUUUAGAGUUUCAUUUUUUUCACCAACCAAGUGUUUUGCUAUUCCCGAUCAGUGUUGCCUGCAAAGACCUUUGUUUCUGUGAUGUACCAACUUUAUGGUUGUGUUACCAUUUAAACUUUUUAACAAAGAAAUUAUUAAAGUAAUUCUUGACCUCUUGGA